Bemisia tabaci is the source of this 1052-nucleotide messenger RNA. It is a transcript of the gene ND-ASHI, whose product is annotated as NADH:ubiquinone oxidoreductase subunit ASHI. Lineage: Eukaryota; Metazoa; Arthropoda; Insecta; Hemiptera; Aleyrodidae. Gene Ontology annotation, cellular component: respiratory chain complex I; mitochondrion. The record is from RefSeq and is a predicted model, not a curated record.
UCCAUAGAAUACUUUUGACUUUUCUGCUUGUUAUUGAUCAAGGAUUUCGAGGUCACUUGCUCUAAUCAAUCUGUAGCUAGUUCUCAAGUGUAUGUAGUGCGGUCGUUUUGUUGGAGCAUUGUAAUUCUCCUCUACCCUGAGAAAUGCUGUCAAGAUUGUCGGUAUUUUCAAUCAAAAAAAGUAUUCCUCUGGUAACAUCGGUACGAUGUGGUCACUGGAAUAAACAUUGGAAAGCUGGUCCAUAUCCUAAAACUGAGGAGGAGAGAAUAGCGGCUGCCAAAAAGUACAAUUUGCUGCCUGAGGAAUAUGAACCCUAUGAAGAUGAUGGCUGGGGCUGGGGUGACUAUCCAAAGCUUCCCCCUAUUUCAAUAAUAAACAAGGACCACUGGGAACCUUGGACGUGUCCGGAAGAUAGAAGAGACUAUUGUGAGCCACUAAUUAUCUAUGAACACAUACUUGCGGAAGACCGUGGUGAAUGGCCCAUCACAGAUCCAGGUGUCUGGGGAAUUCCAUUUUGGAAACAGUGGUUAUGUUUUCUUGGUGCGGUUGGUACCUGUGUUAUCUUAUUUAAUGUACCUCAAAAGUAUAAUUUUAUUAAUUGUAAACCAUUCUUAGCAAGACACAUCCCGGAACCAGGUAAAGUUCAUUACACAUAUGCACAUAGAAGUCCUGAUCUUAUCUAUAAGCACUGAAACUUUUGGAAACUUUGAUUUUAAGGAUAGUGAAGGUAGCCUCAAAAUCAUUGGGGAAACUCAAAAAAUCUUGUUUUAAAGCAAGCUAUGAAAGGAAUCUGUUAUGUGUAUGCCAAAGACCUUUGGCGCUUAUGCACUCCCAAUAAUUAUAUUACAACCUCUCCUCUUGUACACUUAGUCAUAGAUGACCUAAGUUAAGUUUCAUCAUACUCGUGUCAUCAGGCUGGUCAACCUUGCCAAAACAAUUCAUCGUUUGCUCGAUUUCUAUAUUAAAGCUCAUAAAUUCUCACAGAAUUUUUAAAAAUAAUGUUUGCUUUAAACACUGUUAUUGAUUUUUAAAAUAAAAUUUUAAUGAUUUAA